CGUUUUGAGAUGCGCGAGGCAGCGGUGGCCGCACGCCGAUAACUUUUCUCGCGAUCGGUUCUGACGCCUGCUCACGACGCGGCACACUUGCCAGGAGAGUGUAUUGAGCAGGCGGACUCGGACUCGCCAGUCACGGUAAGCUUGGUGCAGUUGUUGACAUGGGUGGCUGUGAGUUGGCUGUUAUAAGCCGUGUGGGGUUUCAUGCUUAAUUUAUCUUCCCCAGAGAGCCGCAACGCUAACAUGACUCUGCUUGUGCUACUGUGCACUGCUGUCGCAUAUGGAGCAAGCACUCGCAAUGCAGGCAACUUUAAUGUCACGACUCCAGCAACCACCGACGGUGACGUGGACGGCCGCCUUAAGUUGCCCGGAAAAGCAACGCGCUUCAUUGGUGCCUCAGUCGAGCUCUUGGAUCGUGUCUUGCCAGGCAAUCUGGCUGAUGCCAUCAAUGUGACGGACACGAGCAACGACAGUGUCUGCUACCCUCUCGUGGGCUGCUUUCGCACGCGGGACCCGCUGACGGUGCCGACAUCGUUUCCCGAUUCGCCAGAGAAACUCAACACGAGCUUCCUGCUCUACUCGCGUCAGAACCGCAACUCGUCGCUGCGCCUCGACUACCGAUCACGGGCGAGCAUUGAGCGGCUUAACCUGUUCCGCGAGCGCAAGCCGCUCAAGCUGAUCGUGCAUGGAUGGCACGAGAGUGGCGACAGCGAAUGGGUGCUCGAAGCCAAAGACUUGCUCCUGAAUAUCGAAGACUGUAACGUGGUCGUGGUGGACUGGCGGGGUGGCUCACAAAGUUCCAACUACAUCCGUUCUGCUGGCAACACAGCUCUGGUCGGCCGCGAGGGAUCGCUCUUGCUCCAGCAACUGCUGUCCGUGUACCAACGCACGUUGAGCCCCGACGAUGUGCACGUCAUAGGCCACAGCCUGGGAGGCCAGGUUUCUGGUUUCCUUGGUCGCCACUUCUUCAACCAGACUGGUGUUCUCCUGGGGAGGAUCACCGCUCUGGAUGCCGCUGCCCCACUGUUUGAAGACACCGACGUGUUCCUGUCCCACCGCGACGCCCAAUUUGUAGACGCCAUUCACACAAGCGCCGGAGGAAAAGUUAUCAAGGGCGAGUUCGGGGUCCUCAAGCCAUUUGGCCACGUGGACUUCUACCCAAACGGCGGCCAGAAGCAGCCCGGAUGUCCGGCGCUAGAAUUGUACUGCGACCACAAGCUAUCCAAAGACUUCUUUCUUGAGUCUCUACGCAGCCAGCGAUGCCGUUUCAUUUCCGAACCCUGUGGUGGUGGCCUGGAUGCUCUAUUGGCCGACCGCUGCACGCGGAGGGGUGACCGCGGCGAGAUGGGCUACUUCGCUGACCGGGCACCUGGCCGAGGUGUACAGACGCUGGAGACCAAUGAUAAGGCGCCUUACUGCCGCGAGAGGCACGUGCCCAGGAACCCAGCAAGAGACGACACGCCCAGGAAUACUGCAAGAGGUGACACGCCCAGGGGAGACCGUAUCAGACAACGAGGUUGAAAUUAGGACUCGUGAUUGUACUCAACAUAUUCGAGAACGCUUCCGCUGUCUUAGUCACUAUAACUCAGGAGCUCAGCGUUUUUCGAAUACCACAAUCCCCAACCUACAAAGAAAAGCUCCAACGUGUUUUCAGCUUCAAGCAACACGCAGACAUCCUACAAACAACAAAAAAAUGUCUCAUUACCAAUAAUUGCCUAUCUCAGCACGUGGCAAAUAAACAUAUGGUGACAUGGAAUA
Messenger RNA from Rhipicephalus microplus (southern cattle tick), 1755 nucleotides. Its product is annotated as pancreatic lipase-related protein 2. Lineage: Eukaryota; Metazoa; Arthropoda; Arachnida; Ixodida; Ixodidae. Gene Ontology annotation, molecular function: lipase activity. Gene Ontology annotation, biological process: lipid catabolic process. The record is from RefSeq and is a predicted model, not a curated record.